This is a messenger RNA of Volvox carteri f. nagariensis, 2669 nucleotides long. RefSeq lists its product as uncharacterized. The record is from RefSeq and is a predicted model, not a curated record. Lineage: Eukaryota; Viridiplantae; Chlorophyta; Chlorophyceae; Chlamydomonadales; Volvocaceae. Gene Ontology annotation, cellular component: membrane. Bases 341 to 2182 code for a protein of 613 amino acids. The transcript is spliced from 10 exons. Gene Ontology annotation, molecular function: ABC-type transporter activity; ATP binding; ATP hydrolysis activity.
GGAAAUCUCUUUACCACGUUUAACGAAUAUAAUUGACACGUGGUAGCCGUUCAGCAACCAAAGUCUUUUCCACCUACGGUUCUGUGAAAAGACAGUUGGGCAGGUAGAACCAACAGCGUGGUUCGACCAAAUUGUGUGGCAGUUACCCUCUUAAACAGAUUCUCCUCGCAGCUGCCAGUUUCAAGCUUGUGCAAAGUCGGCCAUUUGUAGGGUGGCCCAGGAACCUCCCACACAAGCAACUGUGCGGAGCUUCAAGUUUAUCAAAGCAGCAAUUGAAAGGAGUCAUUCAGUAAUCUACAAUAACCUACCUGAAGGUCGUUUAAACGCUUUGGACGCGGCAAUGGCACAACAGGGCUUUGAUGUGGCGGAUGCGCAAGCUAUUAGCUCUGGGGCCGCUGGAGUCAUCGUGCAUGUUAAUCCAGAUGAGACGGAGCUGCCUAUUUUUCUUGCGUGGAAGGAACUCACGGUAACUGCGCGAAGGCAGAAGCGCCCUCUUCUCAACCAGGUCACAGGAAAGAUUACUUCUGGGUUCUACGCAAUUAUGGGCCCUUCUGGGAGCGGCAAGUCAACCCUCCUAAAUGCGCUAUCUUGCCGCCUUGACCGCGGAGUAAGCAUGUCUGGUGAACUGAAGCUCAAUGGUCAACCAUACGGCAGCACGGAACUGAAGCUCAUGUCCGGAUACGUCAUGCAGGACGACUUGCUGAACGCGCACUUGACGGUUGAGGAGACUCUUCGCUACACGGCUGAGCUGCGGAUGCCUCGCACUACCACCCCCGAGGAGCGGAUGGCGCGAGUGGAGGAGGUCAUGCAACAGGUCGGCCUCUCCCACGUUCGCAGUGUGGUGGUGGGCAGCCCUCUGAAGAAGGGCAUCAGCGGUGGGGAGCGCAAGCGGCUAUGUGUGGCCAUGGAGCUGUUAACCAAACCAAAACUGCUCUUCUUGGACGAGCCCACUAGCGGUUUGGACAGCGUCACUGCGCUGUCGCUGUGCAAGCUGCUGCGCCGCCUGGCGGCCAGCCGCACUUGCACCGUCGUGUGCACCAUCCACCAGCCCCAAGCCAAGAUUUUCAACCUGUUCGACCAGCUGCUGUUGCUCAAUCGGGGGACUAUUGUGUACCAGGGCCCGGCUCAGGGCGCACUGGACUUCUUCGACCGCUCGGGAUUUCCCUGCCCGGCCUACGAGAACCCCGCAGACCACUUUUUGGACGUCAUCACCCCCAGCAUGAACGACAGCGUGGAGAGCCUGGUGGAGAAGGAGGAGAAAUUGAAGCGGCACUACACGCCACCGGCGGUUGACCACUUGUUGGGGAGCCCCAAGCCGCUCAUCCUGCCUCGCGACACGACUCCCUGGUCGAAGCAGUUUCAGGUGCUGUUGCGGCGCAGCCUCAAGGAGACUUGGCGCAAGCGCAGCGCCACGUACGUGCUGCUUGCUCAGACGGUGGUGAUGGCCGUCCUCAUUGGCACGGUGUUUUUGCGUAUCGGCACGAGCCAGACCUCCACCACCCGCCGCCAACCCGUGCUCUUUUUUACAGUCAUUAACCAGGGUAUGUUCGGCGCUUUGAUCGUCAUCAACUCCUUUCCUUCCGAGCGCCUGCUAUCCCUCCGAGAACGCGCCGCCGGCACCUACCACGUCAGCGCGUACUUCUUAGCGAAAAUCACAGCAGAAACGAUUUCACAGCUGCCGGCUCCGAUCCUCUUCUCCUGCAUCGUCUACUUCCUGGUCGGCUUCCAGCUGGUGGCAUCCAAGUUUUUCAUCUUCAUGGCGUUUAUGGUGCUUUGCUCGCUGUCUGCUACCAGCCUUGCUCUGGCCGUGUCGGCAAUUGCAAGGACAACGGACAUGGCGGUCACAGUGCUGCCCAUGGCUCUGGAAGUGUGCCGCCUUUUCGGCGGCUUCUUCCUAUCACCCGCCAACAUCCCGCUGUACUUCAAGUGGCUCAACGCGCUUUCGUACGUGCAGUACACGUAUGUGGGCAUUUCCCUGAACGAGCUUCACGGGCUGAAGCUGUACUGCGCCCCCAACCAGAUCAACAGCUCGGGCAAGUGCCCCGUCACAUCCGGAGAGCAAACCAUCAAAGCGCUCGGCUUGGACUACAUCUCCAUUGGCGGCUGUGCAGGGGUGCUCAUCGGCUACAUCAUUUUCUGCCGGGUUGUGGCGUACCUGGGAGUGCGCUUCAUCAAGUACUAGUUAUCAACAAGAGGCUGCUUGUGUAUUUUGCUACCAAUUUUGGGUGUACCAAUAUCGUACCGUGUAUGCGAAAUACUGCUUAGCAAGUGUUGCCGCGAUACUACGAAGAUUAUACCUGCUAUACACGCACAAGUGGCUGGCGCUGUUACAUGGCCGGUGCAGAUGUGGUGGGCCACAUGUGGCUGCAAGAGCGUGCUUUUACUUGGGUACAGCCGUAUUAAUUCUUAUUAUCAUUAUUAUUAUUUCUGCACAUUAAUUGUGCAGUGGAAACUGAUGAAUGUUAACUAUCUAAUUGUAACACAAAACGUGCACCGUUAUAACCUGAUGCAGGACUGUUCCGUACGCAUGUAUGUGCUGUGUUUAUACCUCAUCUAUGAUAUGUACCACCUCUGCUGGGGCGCGUGCAUGCGUGUGUGCGUGCACAGAGAGAACUAUCCAUCAACCGGGGAGCUCAUCCCUGGACUGGAUUUGCUGUAAUCCUACGUGG